AUGUUGAGCACAAACUUUUCAAUUAUUGAUUAUCUGGUGUUUGGCUUUCUAUUGACGGCCUCAUCACUAAUAGGAGUAUACUUUUGGUGGAUCACCCGAAACAAUGCCACAAACAGUGAAUUCUUGACCGGCGACCGAAAGCUCGGUAUGUUUCCGGUAACACUGUCAUUGGUGGCCAGUUUUAUGUCGACAAAUACCAUAUUGGGAGCACCGGCUGAAGUAUUUCAAGUGGGCACACAGUUUCUCCUACAAAACAUUGCCAUUGUUUUGUCAAUUAUAUUAGCAGCUGAAGUAUUUAUGCCUAUAUAUUAUAAACUGGAUGUCAUCAGUAUUCAUGAAUAUUUGUCACAACGAUUUAAUUCUAAAUAUAUACGCUUAGCCGGAACAGUUGGUUUCCUGUUGGCCACAGUACCAUAUAUGGCAGUGGUAUUAUACGGUCCUUCACUGGCAUUGAGCUCAGUAACCCCACUAUCCAUACCUACGUGCAUAUUAGUUGUUGGACUUAUUUGUACAUUUUAUACAUCAAUUGGUGGUAUUAAAGCAGUUAUUUGGACAGAUGUCUUACAGUGUAUACUCAUGUUUUUGGGUGUACUUAUGGUCAUUAUUCAGGGUAUUAUUGAGUCAAAUGGUUUGUCGGAGAUUUGGCGUAUCAAUGAAGAGGGCGGUCGACUAAUAUUUUUUAAUUUUAAGUUUGAUCUGUACAAUCAUAAUAAUAUAUGGAAUGUCGUGUUUGGCACAAUUAUCUAUUGGACGGCCGUCUAUUGUGUUAUGCAAACACAAGUGCAAAGAUAUUGUAGUAUGAAAUCACCGCAAUAUGCCCGACGAACUUUGUAUUGGAAUCUACCUGGCCUUAUUAUAUUUGCCGGUAUGUCCAUAAUGUGCGGUACAGUACUAUAUGCCAAAUAUCAUGGCUGCGAUCCACUGACACUGGGCCUAAUUGAACGCCACGACCAAUUGAUGCCGUAUUUUGUGAUGGACACACUGGCCAAAUAUCCGGGCCUACCUGGCCUAUUUGUUGCUUGUGUAUUCAGUGGUUCACUAAGUACAUUGUCGUCAGGAUUCAAUGCACUGGCAGCUGUCACUUGGGAGGACCUAAUCAAAGAUCAUAUCAAAUUGAAAAACGAAAAACAAGUUCUAACUGUUACCAAAAUAAUUGCUAUGUGCUAUGGCCUACUGGCAAUUGCCAUGUCAUUUGGUGUGGGCAAUUUAGGUACUGUAUUACAAGCGUGUAUGGCACUAGUAGGCUCAAUGGUCGGUCCAAUAUUAGGAUUAUAUUUGCUAGGAAUUUUUUAUAGACGAGCUACAGCACCGGGUGUAUUAAUAGCAUUCAUAUUGGGUGUAUUGAUUAGUUUGUCGCUAUCGAUUGGUUCGCUAGUAGUUCCCCGACCCAAGGUAUCACUGCCCACCACUUUAGACAACUGUCCCGAUGAUGUUAUACAAUAUGCUCACAAUAAAUUUGGUCAAUUUUUGCCUAAUUCAACAUAUCUUCUAUCGUAUGACAAUCCAGAAGGAAUUGCCAAAUUUUUUCACAUAUCAUAUCUAAUAUUAUCGAUAAUCGGUUUUGUGGUAACACUAGUGUUGGGUAUAAUACUAAGUUUAUGUAUUGGUAAACCUGUGAAGACAAUCAAUGAGGAACUGAUGUUCAGCUUUAAAAAAGCAAAUAAAGAUUAAUUUUAAGAAAUUAAUAUAUA
Messenger RNA from Oppia nitens, 1691 nucleotides. RefSeq names its product sodium-coupled monocarboxylate transporter 1-like. NCBI's taxonomy places the organism in Eukaryota, Metazoa, Arthropoda, Arachnida, Sarcoptiformes, Oppiidae. Gene Ontology annotation, cellular component: membrane. Gene Ontology annotation, molecular function: symporter activity. The transcript has 13 exons. Gene Ontology annotation, biological process: sodium ion transport; transmembrane transport. The record is from RefSeq and is a predicted model, not a curated record. Bases 1 to 1671 code for a protein of 556 amino acids.